This is a messenger RNA of Spirometra erinaceieuropaei, 522 nucleotides long. NCBI's taxonomy places the organism in Eukaryota, Metazoa, Platyhelminthes, Cestoda, Diphyllobothriidea, Diphyllobothriidae. The record is from the annotation of a GenBank genome assembly.
AUGAUCUUCGCAGCCCGUCAACUUCAGGAGAAAUGUCAGGAGAUGCGGACCCACCUGUACUCUACCUUCGUGGACCUGACGAAAGCCUUCGACACGGUGAAUCGUGAAGGACUGUGGAAGAUCAUGCAGAAAUUCGGUUGUCCGGAGCGAUUCACUCAGAUGGUGCGUCAGCUGCAUGACGGUAUGAUGGCGCGAGUCACGGACAACGGAACUGUCUCAGAGGCAUUCGCAGUGACUAACGGAGUGAAGCAGGGAUGCGUGCUUGCGCCUACCCUCUUCAGUCUUAUGUUCUCUGCCAUGCUGAUGGACGCCUACCGCGACGAACGCCCCGGGAUCCGCAUCGCCUACAGGACGGACGGUCACCUUCUGAAUCAACGGCGGAUGCACUUUCAAUCACGCGUAUCCACAACAACCGUUCACGAACUCCUCUUUGCCGACGACUGCGCCCUAAACACCACCUCGGAAGAGGAGAUGCAACGGAGCAUGGACCUGUUCUCCGCGCGUGCGAGAACUUCGGUCUGA